Messenger RNA from Charadrius vociferus (killdeer), 546 nucleotides. It is a transcript of the gene CD99, whose product is annotated as CD99 molecule. NCBI's taxonomy places the organism in Eukaryota, Metazoa, Chordata, Aves, Charadriiformes, Charadriidae. Gene Ontology annotation, biological process: positive regulation of neutrophil extravasation; homotypic cell-cell adhesion; T cell extravasation. Bases 1 to 546 code for a protein of 181 amino acids. The record is from RefSeq and is a predicted model, not a curated record. The transcript is spliced from 8 exons.
AUGCCGAAGCUGAGGAUGCUCUUGAAACAGAGAAUCCCCUACCCAAAGGUGUUGCCUAGGAAAGAAGACAGGCAUGGACGGACCACCAUUGUGGCCAAAGAUAAAGUCCAUCCAGAAAGCAAUUUUGAUGACUUCAACUUAGAAGAUGCUUUUGUAACUACAAAGAAGCCUCUUCCGUCUCGGAAGCCACCACCAUCAGAUUUGGAUGACCCCAAGCCAGGUCCGCCUGCAAAUCCUAGAGACACUGAUAACCCCAAGCAAGGUCCGCCUGCAAAUCCUAAAGACACUGGCAACCUCGAUGAUUCAGAUCUGUAUGAUGGCAGUUUACCAAAAGGAAGAGGCGAUGGUAGUGGCAGCAAUGUUUCUGAGGGAGCAAUAGCUGGAAUUGUAAGUGCUGUGUUUGCUACUGUAAUUGGAGCAGUAUCUAGUUUCAUUGCUUACCAGAAGAAGAAACUCUGUUUCAAACAAAGCGCAGAUGAAGAGAAUGUGAAUAUGGAAAGCCAUCGGGGAGCACAAUCUGAGCCACCUGGUAAGAGAAGAAUCUAG